This is a messenger RNA of Nematostella vectensis (starlet sea anemone), 2880 nucleotides long. Its product is annotated as RCC1 and BTB domain-containing protein 1-like. NCBI's taxonomy places the organism in Eukaryota, Metazoa, Cnidaria, Anthozoa, Actiniaria, Edwardsiidae. Gene Ontology annotation, molecular function: protein binding. The transcript has 14 exons. Bases 241 to 1833 code for a protein of 530 amino acids. The record is from RefSeq and is a predicted model, not a curated record.
AGGCCCGGUCACCAAGAGAGCAGCACCUGAAGAAACACAAGAAAAAAUAAACUUGAAGAUCGCCUUCAUUUGCUAAAAAAUAACAGUUUUGGAUGCCGACAUAGCCAAUUAUUAAUUAUAAUGUAUGUCUGGCAUCCAUAUUCUACGUAGAGAAAGGCGACAUUGUUAAAACUGGUCAUUUUAUCGAUCAGAAAAGGCGAAUUGUGACUGAGGUCCACGAAGUUUAGGUUGGAUACCAGAAUGCUGGAAUUGGAUAGAUGGCCGAUAUUCAGUCUCCUUUCUGAUGAUUUUCGAUUCUCCAUCAAGAUAGCAUGUGUGUUUGGCGGUGCAGGAAACGAGGCACUUGUCAUCACUCAUGAUGAUAAUGUGUACGCCAUUGGGUCUAACGGCAGUAGCUGUCUAGGUGUUGGUGACUCACAGAGUUCCCUUGUACCCCGGUCAGUUGAUGCUCUGUGUAAGAAGAAAGUUGUGUCUCUAGGGUUCGGAAGUGGACCACACUGUGUGGCUUUGACAGAACAUGGAGAAGUGUUCACCUGGGGCCAUAAUGGGUACAGCCAGCUGGGAAAUGGCAACACAAACCAGGGACUUUACCCAUCCUUGCUGACAUCUUUUCAAGGCAAAAACAUCACCCAGUUAGCAUGUGGCAGCCAUCAUACAUUGGUUCUUAAUGAUGAAGGGGAGGUUUAUGCAUGGGGGUAUAACAAUUGUGGUCAAGUUGGAUCAGGGUCCAUGACAAACCAGGGUGUUCCAAGGAGAGUCACAUCAGCGAUAAGUAGCAAGAAAAUAUCAGCAGUAGCGUGUGGACAGACGUCAUCCAUGGCUUUGUCAGACACAGGAGAGUUGUUUGCAUGGGGAUACAAUGGUAAUGGCCAGUUAGGUGUUGGCAACAACACAAACCAGCCGAGUCCAUGUCGGGUGAUUGGCUUGGUUGGAACUGUCAUAAUUCAGAUACUGUGCGGUUAUGCUCAUUCACUGGCGCUGUCUGAUGCUGGCUGCAUAUACUCAUGGGGGGCAAACUCCUAUGGGCAACUGGGAACAGGCAACAAGGCCCAUUUGGUCACACCUACUAAGAUCGCUGUCGACAAAGGAAGAUUCGUAGAAAUAGGGGCCAGUCAUUAUAGUCACAUGUCAGCGGCUGCUACAGCAACAGGGAAGGUUUACAUGUGGGGCCAGUGUAAGGGCCAAGCUGUUAGUUCUCCCAUGGAGACGAGAUUCUCAAGGAUCGACACUGUUUUCACGUGUUUCGCUACCCCUCCUUCCAUGUUCAGGCCUCUUGUUGUUGAACACGUUGAUGAGAAGUCUGUGGGGAAGUGUGUGGGAAACUCUUUUGACGAUGCAGAGACGAGUGACUUGACCUUCAUGAUCGAGGACAGACCUGUCCAUGUGCACAAGUCCAUGCUUAAAAUCAGAUGUGAACACUUUCGCAGCAUGUUCCAGUCGCACUGGAAUGAGGACGAAAAGGAUGUGAUUGAGAUUACGCAGUUCUCCUACCCCGUCUAUCAUGCCUUUCUCAAGUACCUGUACACAGAUAGAGUAGAGCUCUCUCCAGAAGACGCUAUUGGCCUGCUAGACCUGGCAAACUCGUAUUGUGAAAGCCACCUAAAGCAACUGUGCGAGCGAAUUAUCAAGCAAGGGAUCACAGUUGAGAACGCCGCCAUGCUAAUGGCUGCGGCAAUCAAAUACGAAGCAAAGAAACUGGAGGAUUUCUGUUUCCAGUUCUGCGUGAACCAUCUGACGGCGGUGACGCAAACAGACGCGUUUGCGCAUCUCGAUGACGUCACAGUAAAGAAUUUCAUCAAAAGGGCGGGAAACUGUGGUGCAUUCAAAUACUGAAUUAAGGACAAGAGAAGCAGCGCUAUAUAACAGACGCCCUCUAUAUUACGAACACGACUUCCCGACUUCACAUUCUCCAGUAAACUCGACUAGGAACACUCCAUAAAACAGACACGUUGACCGGUCUCGGGAGUGUCGGUAAUAUCGAGGUUCCACUGUAUAACGGACACAUGCUUUGGCCCCAAGUGCGUCCGUAAAAUGUAGGUUUCACUAUGACCAAUACUUGCCUGCCAUUGUAAGGCCAAUACUGGUACCAUUAUUAUGAUAGUUAGGAAAGGUCUCAAAUUGUGGUUAACAUUUCGAAUUAUUUCGGGCAAGUAAUCAUAUUGUACCUAGACAACAUAUGAUACGAGCAGAAACGUUCUACAAAUAUAAAAAAUAUAUAUCGCUUUAUUGCAUUCAGUAAUUAUCGUGUAACAUGAGUUUGUGUAAUAGUAUAUAUGUUGUAUGUAUUAUAUAUUAUAUGUUAUUAAUAUUGGACAACAUUUUGCUGUAGAAUUAACAUUUAUUGUAAGGACAGCGUGGAAAAUAUGUUUCGCAAAUAAUGUUGCGAGGUUAAAAAAAGAAAAAAAAGUAUCGAGCAUCCACCAAAUAGCCCUGAUUACCCCCUGUGUUUAUUACCAUAAAUCAAUUUUUAUACAAAAUAAUUAUCAAAAAUCAUUACGUCUAAACAAACUAAAUGAAACGGAAGUCUCUGGUCCGUUAUCAGAUUCGUUAAAACAGCAAAAACGCGUGCCUUAUCUAAGUUUAUAUAUUAUCUUCCUGGGGUAUGUACAAGGAUGACCUUACACACGGUUUUUGUACUGUAACCUAAUCCAAGGCCAAAUCCCUUACACACGGUUGUACUGUUACCUAAUCCAAGGCCUAAUCCCUUGAGCUUGCUACGCAGACUACGCAGAAUUAUUAUAGGAUGGCAUUUCAGUGACGAUUUUGGAUGUUAUACCAUCCAUAUACUAUUCACACGUUGCGCCUAGUGACCUAUGAAAAUGUAAACAAGGGAGGGUUUAGUAGACACAAAUAUAAUAAAGAAAAAAACAUAAGUUGCAA